AUGGAGAGAAAACAAAGCUUUUUUUCGGCUUUGAAGCAAGAGGUGGUGAGGGGUUUGUCGCCGGGAAGGUCCAGGGGGAGGAGCCCAUCUCUCGGUUCGGGACUGCUUCGGAGGAGGAAAUCCGGGCACGUGGCGCAACCUGAGCCGUCGGUUUGGAGGUCCGGGAGUUUGAGGCCAGCGGCGGAGACUUUGACGCCGUUGAAGGAGGGUCCGGAUCCGGAUGGAACUGACGGCCGUGAUUCGAAAAUGGAGAGGUGGGGCCACUGGAUGAAAGGCCAACUUAUUCGGGCACCGUCAGAGUCGAUCUACCAACGGUCCGAUCUGAGGUUGCUGCUUGGUGUUCUGGGUGCGCCGUUGGCUCCGGUGCACGUUAGCACCAAUGACCCUUUGCCUCAUCUCAGUGGUGGUAGGAGUGCUAUAAAUAUGGAGAGAAAACAAAGCUUUUUUUCGGCUUUGAAGCAAGAGGUGGUGAGGGGUUUGUCGCCGGGAAGGUCCAGGGGGAGGAGCCCAUCUCUCGGUUCGGGACUGCUUCGGAGGAGGAAAUCCGGGCACGUGGCGCAACCUGAGCCGUCGGUUUGGAGGUCCGGGAGUUUGAGGCCAGCGGCGGAGACUUUGACGCCGUUGAAGGAGGGUCCGGAUCCGGAUGGAACUGACGGCCGUGAUUCGAAAAUGGAGAGGUGGGGCCACUGGAUGAAAGGCCAACUUAUUCGGGCACCGUCAGAGUCGAUCUACCAACGGUCCGAUCUGAGGUUGCUGCUUGGUGUUCUGGGUGCGCCGUUGGCUCCGGUGCACGUUAGCACCAAUGACCCUUUGCCUCAUCUCAGUAUCAAAAACACUCCCAUUGAAAAUUCAUCUGCUCAGUACAUAUUGCAGCAGUACAUGGCAGCAUCAGGUGGACAGAAACUCCAAAACUCAAUUCGAAAUGCCUAUGCGCUGGGAAAGGUCAAAAUGUUAGCUUCUGAUAUUGAGACGGCUACAAAGGUCAUAAAGAGCAGGAAUUCCUCCAAAGCAGCCGAACCGGGUGGCUUUGUGCUCUGGCAGAUGAAUCCAGACAUGUGGUAUGUUGAGCUUGCGCUUGGUGGCAGCAAGGUCCAUGCUGGUUGCAAUGGGAAGCUAGUCUGGAGGCACACACCAUGGCUUGGCACGCAUGCCACGAAAGGGCCUGUUAGACCCUUACGAAGGGCACUUCAGGGUCUUGAUCCCAGGACCACCGCAAACAUGUUCAGCAAUGCAAAAUGCACUGGGGAAAAGAAGAUCAAUGGAGAGGAUUGUUUCAUUCUCAAGCUUUGUGCUGAUCCACACACACUAAAAGCUAGGAGUGAAGGGCCAGCAGAGAUCAUAAGGCAUGUGAUGUUCGGUUAUUUUAGCCAGAAAUCAGGACUCCUUAUUCAUUUGGAAGACUCCCAUUUAACGCGUAUUCAAACCAAUGGAGGCGAUGCUGUUUACUGGGAGACCACAAUCAAUUCAUUUCUUGAUGAUUACAGACCAGUUGAGGGGAUCAUGAUUGCUCACUCUGGUCGAUCAGUGGUGACACUUUUCAGAUUUGGAGAAACAGCAAUGAGUCACACCAAGACCAGGAUGGAAGAAGCAUGGACAAUUGAGGAAGUGGCAUUCAACGUUCCGGGCUUAUCAGUAGAAUGUUUCAUUCCUCCUGCUGAAAUAAGAUUUGGUUCUAUCAGUGAAACAUGUGAGCUCCCUCAAGGGGAGAGGGUAAACUCUGCUGUGGCAGCUCAUCGAGCCAAAGUCGCAGCUCUAGAGAAAUCACAUGACAGCAAUGUCGAUGGUAUCAUUUUGAAAAUGGAUAUUUAAGAAAGGAGUAGAGUUCGGUGCAAAUUUUCACACUGAUAGACUAGCUUCUUGGUAUGAAUAGCCUGACAAACUUGGUUCAUAUUAGUGAGGUAGGAUGUCACUCGGUCGAGACAUUUUGAAGAUCUUGGAUGUGUAAAUAUUCACAUGAUGUCUCGGGUGCCUGACCAAAUAUUUAAGUACUUUAACAGAGUUGGGGUGUGUUCUUGGAGGAUGCCUAGCUAAUUGAGGUUUGUUUUCCCCUAAAUUGUCAUUCAUCCAUAAAUUUAGUGUAACUAUGGCCCCGAGACUCACUCUUGUAAAGUUGCUUAAGUGAAGACCUGCAACUCUGACUACCGAGGAUUUUACUUUUUGUUUUUGAAAAAUUCCCAUGAAAAGGAAUAGAAGAAUUCUCACACCGACCUUCAAAUGAAA
Messenger RNA from Ilex paraguariensis (yerba mate), 2220 nucleotides. The record is from the annotation of a GenBank genome assembly. Lineage: Eukaryota; Viridiplantae; Streptophyta; Magnoliopsida; Aquifoliales; Aquifoliaceae.